AUGGCCGAACCCGAACCUUUGGGUUUAUGGCCAGGUUUGGCUAUUGGCUCUUUACUUUUUGUGCUUAUACUUUUGUGUGUUCUCGGGAAUUUGUUGGUUAUUUUGGCUAUUUUGAUAGAAAGGGAUUUAAGGUCUAGGCCCCAAUAUUAUUUGAUAUUUUCUUUGGCUGUGGCUGAUUUAAUGGUUGGUCUUUUAAUUACUCCUCUUGGUGCUUGGACAACUUUAAGGCAAAAAUGGGAAAUGGGUGUCACUGUCUGUGAUUUUUGGAUUAGUGUAGAUGUAUUGGUUUGUACUUCUUCAAUUCUUCAUUUGGUAGCUAUAGCUUUAGAUCGUUAUUGGUCUAUAACAAAUAUUUAUUAUACUCAAAAUCGAACUCCACAACGAAUAUUUACAAUGUUAUUUGUUAUUUGGGUAUUCUCUUUGCUUAUUUCUUUAGCACCACAAUUUAAAUUUUUACAUUUGAAAGAUAAAGGCUUUGUUUCUCGUGUUGAAAAUCAAAAAAUUUGUCUUAUUUCACAGGAUAUUGCUUAUCAGGUAUUUUCAACUUCAACUGCCUUUUAUAUUCCUCUUUGUGCCAUAAUAAUUAUUUACUACAAAAUUAUGAGGGCAGCCAAAAAGCGUUUUCGACGUGAAAGAGAUAGAAGAACAUUAAAUAGAGGAGUUGUUGAUGAUUCUUCUGUGCCAUUAAAAACAAGCAAACAAAUGGAUUUUGAAGAACAAAAUUCUUCACCAACAACACAAAAAUAUACAGCCACAUCGGGUGAAAAAAACAACAAUAAUUAUCCAACGAAUUGUUCGCCUCCUAUUCUUAAUAAACAACAAAAUGGAAGACAGUUUUCGGAAAAUAAUAAUAAGUCAAUCCAUGAAACUUCACCAAAAAACAAUAACAACAAUCCAACAGAAGAAUUUUACCAAAAUAAAGAAAAAACAAAGAAACUUUAUUCAAACAUAGCAAGUUUAGAUAUAGAAGAAACAGAAUUUAAGGCAAACGAAAAUUUAAAAAAUGGAAUAAAUAAUAAAGGGGAAGAAUCUAAACAACAAUUAAUUAAUUUUCCAAAACAUUUAAAAAAUAUUGCGGAGAAGGGAAGGAAAAAAAGAAGUGGGAAAAAAGAAUCUGUUGAGACUAGAAGGGAAAGAAAAGCUUGGAGGACGUUGGCUAUUAUUACUGUAGGUUUUUUGAAUAUUUUGGAAGAGGCGGUUGAGAGGAGAAAAUUCAGCGGAACAUUCUUUUGUUGUUGGACUCCUUUCUUCGUUCUUUCCCUCUACCGUCCAUUCUGUAUAAAUUUAACUGGCGAAAGUGAAUGUAGACAUAUACCCCCUUUAAUGGAACAAAUAUUUAAUUGGCUAGGUUAUUUAAAUUCUGCAUUAAAUCCAAUUAUUUAUACAAUAUUUUCUCUUGAUUUUAGAAUGGCUUUUAAAAGAAUUUUAAAGAAGGCGCUAUUUUUUUCUAAACGAUAA
Meloidogyne enterolobii is the source of this 1458-nucleotide messenger RNA. NCBI's taxonomy places the organism in Eukaryota, Metazoa, Nematoda, Chromadorea, Rhabditida, Meloidogynidae. The record is from the annotation of a GenBank genome assembly.